UCGCUGCUCUAUGCAUCGCGUCUCAUCACUCCUGCAUUGCUGUAGCAGCAGAUGUUCGCACACUGAAGCCAAUAUCCACUGUUCUCUCUACCGGAGCAAGUGUUCUGCAGCGGAGAGUGAGAAGACGAGGAAGUGUGAGGACGUUUGUUCUCUCUCCUCACACGUCUGGUGUGUGUGUGUGUAUGUGGGUGAGUGAGUGAGCUGAAGAUAUCAGUCUCGUCUUUCUUUACCACACCUGUGAUGCGCUGCUGUCUCUGAGCAACGAAGACGCACUGAUGGCCAAGGUACAGGAAGAGGAUAUGUGUUGAAAGAGGACUUAUAAAUGCGUUGAUCGGUGUAACAUUAAAAAAACUAAACCCAGACAGACAGCAGAUACCACUCGCAACUCAUUCAGCAGAUACUGACUUAAACUUGAACGACAAGGUGAUAAAGAUGCCGUUACUCCUGGGUCCCUUUGUCCGCUUGAGAUCCGGGCUUGUACUCACGUGGAUCUGCUUGUUUUCGUCCGGAUUUACCUUCAUUGGUGGAGAGCAUGCGGACACUGUGACGCAUCCACUUCCUGCGGCCUUCUCCGACCUGCUGCCACACUUCCUGUUGGAGCCUGAUGAUGUUUAUAUCGUUAAGAACAAGCCAGUGACCCUCACCUGCCGCUCAACCCCUGCCACUCAGAUCUACUUCAAGUGCAACAGCGAAUGGGUUCACCAGGAUCAGCACUUGAUCGAGCGUGACGUGGACCCUGCCACAGGGCUGCCGGUGAUGCAGGUGAAGAUUGACAUCUCCAGACAGCAGGUGGAGAAGAUCUUUGGUCUGGAGGAUUAUUGGUGUCAGUGUGUGGCCUGGAGCACUACAGGAACCCAGAAGAGCCAAAAGGCAUAUGUGCGCAUUGCCUAUCUGAGGAAGAACUUUGAAGAAGAACCGCUGGGUAAGGAAGUGGCACUGGAUCAGGAAGUCCUCCUGCGCUGUCAUCCUCCUGAAGGUGUUCCUCCUGCAGAGGUGGAGUGGCAGAGAAACGAGGAGCUAAUCGACCCCAAGACUGACCCCAAUUUCUUCAUCACCGUGGACCAUAAUCUCAUCAUCAAACAAGCCCGCCUGGCCGACACAGGCAACUACACCUGCGUGGCCAAGAACAUUGUGGCUCGACGAAAGAGCUCCUCGGCUACUGUGAUUGUCUAUGUGAACGGUGGCUGGUCCACAUGGGCCACAUGGUCGGCCUGCAGUGCUAUCUGUGGUCGGGGGUGGCAGAAGAGGAGCCGGAGUUGCACCAAUCCCACUCCCCUGAACGGCGGGAUGUCCUGCGAGGGCCAAAGCGUCCAGAAAAGUGCCUGCACUGCCACCUGUCCAGUGGAUGGAGGUUGGAGCGAGUGGAGUAAGUGGUCUCCAUGUGGAGCCGACUGCACCAUGUGGAGGAGCAGGGAAUGUACCCAACCUACACCCAGCACCAGUGGGAAGGACUGCCAGGGCCUGGAUCUCCAGUCCCUCAACUGCACCAGUGAGCAGUGCCCACAGACGGCAUCAGGUGCUGAGGAUGUGGCCUUGUACGUGGGGAUCGUGGCAGUGGCUCUUUGUCUGACUCUCCUGCUGAUUAUCCUGGUGUUGGUCUACCGCAGAAAGAAGGAAGGUCUCGAUGCAGAUGUGGCCGACUCCUCCAUCCUCACCACUGGCUUUCAGCCCAUGGGCAUCAAGCCCACCAAGCCAGGUGUGUGGGCACCGCGCAGGGCAGCCCGCAGCAAAAACUCUCAUUUGCUCACCAUCCAACCCGAUUUGACUACCACUACCACAAGCUACCAGGGAACACUGCGUUCUCGCCAUGAAAUCACUGGGAAGUUCUCCUUGAGCAACGGCCCCCUCCUGGAGCCACUUCCAAACGGCUCCCACACACUGCACAACGGCAAACUGCCUAGCGAUCCCAAUGACUUCAUGAACCGCUUGUCCUCUCAGACGUAUUUCAAAACGCUACCGAGAGACAACGUCAACACCUCCUACGGCACAUUCAAUUUCCUGGGUGGCCGCCUAACCCUCCCCAACACUGGAAUCAGCCUUCUCAUCCCGCCAGAGGCCAUUCCCAGAGGGAAGAUUUAUGAGAUUUAUCUCACCAUUCAGAAGAAGGAAGACAUGAGAUUGCCCCUGGCUGGGUGUCAGACAUUGCUGAGCCCCGUGGUGAGCUGUGGCCCGCCCGGUGUGGUGCUCACCCGGCCGGUCAUCCUCACUAUGGACCAUUGCUCUGAUGCGUGCCUGGAGAAUUGGGCCAUCCGUCUCAAGAAGCAGUCAUAUGAGGGAACAUGGGAGGAUGUACUUCAGCUUGGUGAGGAAGUGGUUUCGGAACCAUACUACUGCCAGCUGGAGGCGGAGACGUGCCGGGUGUUCACUGAGCAGCUGGGCCGCUUUGCUCUGGUCGGGGAGUCCCUCAGCAUGGCUGCAGCUAAACGCCUAAAACUGCUGCUCUUUGGUCCCGCCUACUGCUCUACGCUGGAGUACAACAUCCGCAUCUACUGCAUGGAUGACACACAGGACCUGCUAAAGGAGGUGAUGCAGAUGGAAAGACAGCUGGGAGGUCGACUGAUUGACGAGCCUCACGUCCUGCUCUUCAAAGACAGCUACCAUAACCUGCGCCUCUCGAUUCACGACAUGCCCCAGGCACUCUGGAGGAGCAAACUACUCACCGGCUAUCAGGAGAUCCCAUUCUAUCAUAUCUGGAGCGGCUCUCAGCAGACCCUGCACUGCACCUUCACACUGGAGAGACAGAGCCUGAGCACCUGUGAUCUCACCUGCACGCUGUGUGUGUGGCAGGUAGAAGGAGAGGGACAAAGCUUCACCCUGGACUUCAACAUCUCAAAGGACAUCAGACCACUGGACUCUGAUUUCCUGUUAAUGGACAACUGCACCCCUGCCCUGGCUGGUCCGAGCGCAUUCCAAAUCCCUUACCUCAUCCGACAGAAGAUCUGCAGCAGUCUGGACACCACAUGUCCCAAUGGAGCAGACUGGAGACUACUGGCCCAGAGACUGAAGCUUGACAGACACAUGAGUUUCUUUGCAUCCAAAGCGAGCCCCACAUCAGUGAUUCUGGACUUAUGGGAAACCCAGCACUUCCACAGUGGUAAUCUCAAUCAGCUUGCCGCUGUGAUGGCCGAGAUUGGCAAGCAGGAGGCCAUGAUAUUCCUGGUGUCAGACGGGGAGUGCUGACACAUUAAAACUGAAGCACGGCGGCCGUCUCUGAGUAAUGGGGUGGAGGAAGGACGCGACCCUCUGCCCGCCCCACCAUAGAUGAGAAACAAAUCAAAGAACAGGGUUUACCCAGCUAUAUGAGGCCACUUCCCCAGUGAAUAGGGAAUAAAAUAAAAAGAAGGAAGGAAAAACAAAACAAGACCAGGCUCAGAAGGAACCUGGCAGGGCUUUAAGAUGUACUGUGACUGAGACAAAUGCCCCUUUCUUGGAACGAAAAUCCAUUUGUUUUGAAAAUAAUGGUGUAUAGAA
Molecule: messenger RNA, 3471 nt
Organism: Carassius carassius (crucian carp)
Lineage: Eukaryota; Metazoa; Chordata; Actinopteri; Cypriniformes; Cyprinidae
Product: netrin receptor UNC5A-like
Exons: 16
Coding region: 433-3180 (915 amino acids)
Biological process (GO): anterior/posterior axon guidance; netrin-activated signaling pathway
Cellular component (GO): membrane
Molecular function (GO): protein binding; netrin receptor activity
Source: RefSeq, a predicted model, not a curated record